Molecule: messenger RNA, 837 nt
Organism: Tupaia belangeri chinensis (Chinese tree shrew)
Lineage: Eukaryota; Metazoa; Chordata; Mammalia; Scandentia; Tupaiidae
Gene: HOXA6
Product: homeobox A6
Exons: 2
Coding region: 120-821 (233 amino acids)
Biological process (GO): regulation of transcription by RNA polymerase II; anterior/posterior pattern specification
Cellular component (GO): nucleus
Molecular function (GO): RNA polymerase II cis-regulatory region sequence-specific DNA binding; DNA-binding transcription factor activity, RNA polymerase II-specific
Source: RefSeq, a predicted model, not a curated record
UUGCUGCUGUCGCUUUUGGCGUUCGGCCAUCCAGAAACAAACCAGUUCGAUGACUACUAAUAGUUAUAGCCAGAUGUACUAAUACACAACAAAUCACAGUCCUGCAGAGGGGCGCGCAAAUGAGUUCCUAUUUUGUGAAUCCCACUUUCCCCGGGAGCCUGCCCAGCGGCCAGGACUCUUUCUUGGGCCAGCUGCCCCUCUACCCGGCCGGCUAUGACGCGCUGAGGCCCUUCCCGGCCUCGUACGGGGCGUCGAGCCUCCCGGACAAGACGUACACCUCACCUUGUUUCUACCAACAGUCCAACUCGGUCCUGGCCUGCAACCGGGCGUCCUACGAGUACGGGGCCUCGUGUUUCUAUUCUGAUAAGGACCUCAGUGGCGCCUCGCCCUCAGGCAGUGGCAAGCAGAGGGGCCCCGGGGACUACCUGCACUUUUCUCCCGAGCAGCAGUACAAACCCGACAGCAGCAGCGUGCAGGGCAAAGCCCUCCAUGACGAAGGCACGGACCGGAAGUACACGAGCCCCGUUUACCCCUGGAUGCAGCGGAUGAACUCCUGCGCGGACAACAUAGGCGGCCCGGAAGGCAAAAGGGCUCGGACGGCCUACACCCGCUACCAGACCCUGGAGCUGGAGAAGGAGUUCCACUUCAACCGCUCCCUGACCCGGCGCCGCCGCAUCGAGAUCGCCAACGCGCUCUGCCUCACCGAGCGCCAGAUUAAGAUCUGGUUCCAGAACCGCCGCAUGAAGUGGAAAAAGGAAAAUAAACUCAUCAAUUCCACGCAGCCCAGCGGGGAGGACUCUGAGGCAAAGGCGGGCGAGUAGACGCCAGGGCCGAGAC